GGGAUAGGUUUUUAGGUCGGGUGCUAUUUUUUAGCCCUCCUGGAAGGUCAGGGUCGAUCUGGCUCGGGCGUGCCUGCCCCAGGGCCCCGCCCAUAUGGGGGCGGCGCGCCCACGGGAGGCCGACUGAGGCACGCCAUGCUCCGGCGCCCCCGCGGCCGCGGCGCCCGGGCCGCCGGGCUCCCGGCGGCCGCGGCGGCGGCAGCGUGGGCCGCCGGGCUCCGGGGCGCCGCGGGGGCGGCGCAGGGCGGAGGAGGGCUGUGCAACGUCUCCGGCGAGCUGGUGAGCAUCCCUUGCAGGUAUCCCCGCUGCCGCCACAGCAUGGACACUGGCAGGAACAGAACGGAGCGCGGCCUGGAGUACCACCGCUCGCUCAUAGACAGGUUCUUCAGCGAGUGGGACGACUACCAGGGUUUCCUCGGUCUCGAGACGGCCUUCCUGGUCCACGCGCUGUCGAUGAUACAGAGCGACAUGGGCCACUUCGGGGCGGUGGGCGAGAUCGGCGUGGCCGCGGGGAGCGCCGCGCGGCCCCCGUGUCGGGGCGACCACAAAGGGGGGGGGCAGGCACCAGUUUCGAGUCGGGCCUGUCCCUCUACAGGAUGAUGGGC
Molecule: messenger RNA, 605 nt
Organism: Prorocentrum cordatum
Lineage: Eukaryota; Dinophyceae; Prorocentrales; Prorocentraceae
Source: the annotation of a GenBank genome assembly